Molecule: messenger RNA, 2475 nt
Organism: Xenopus laevis (African clawed frog)
Lineage: Eukaryota; Metazoa; Chordata; Amphibia; Anura; Pipidae
Gene: lmnb2.S
Product: lamin B2 S homeolog
Exons: 12
Coding region: 108-1982 (624 amino acids)
Biological process (GO): nuclear envelope organization; heterochromatin formation; cytoskeleton organization
Cellular component (GO): nuclear lamina; nuclear envelope
Molecular function (GO): structural constituent of cytoskeleton; structural molecule activity
Source: RefSeq, marked provisional
GAGUCCCGCCAUUGAAUGAAGGGACCGUUGUUUGAGAGAGCUAGAGCUGUAUUGAAGGUAUUACUCUGAAGAGUACUACCGGUUUGGCGGGAAUAUUUUACCGGAAUAUGGCUACUGCUACACCAAGUCGGUCGGCGGCCUCAUCCAUGCAAUCUCCUGCCCGGGGAAUAUCAUCUACCCCUCUUUCACCAACUCGCAUAUCUAGGCUUCAGGAGAAGGAGGAGUUGAGACAUCUCAAUGACCGACUAGCCGUCUAUAUAGACCGCGUGCGUGCACUGGAGCUGGAAAAUGACCGGCUGAUGGUUAAGAUUUCUGAAAAAGAGGAGGUUACCACUCGGGAGGUUAGUGGCAUCAAGAACCUGUAUGAAUCAGAGCUUGCUGAUGCGCGGAAGGUUUUGGAUGAGACAGCCAGAGAGAGAGCACGGUUGCAAAUAGAACUGGGAAAAUUUCGUUCAGAUCUUGACGAGCUAACAAAAAACUACAAAAAAAAAGAUGCUGACCUGUCCACGGCACAGGGGCGUAUUAAAGACUUGGAAGCUCUCUUUCACCGUAGUGAAGCAGAACUUGGAACUGCACUGGAUGAGAAGCGUAGUUUGGAGGCAGAGGUAGCAGAUCUUCGUGCCCAGCUCUCCAAGGCUGAAGAUGCCCAUGCUGUUGCUAAAAAACAGCUGGAAAAGGAGACCCUGAUGAGAAUUGACUUUGAAAAUCGCAUCCAGAGUUUGCAGGAGGAGAUGGACUUCAGAAAGAAUAUUUAUGAGGAGGAGUCCCGUGAAACAAGGAAUCGUCAUGAACGGCGUAUAGUAGAAGUGGACAGGGGUCAUCACUAUGAUUAUGAAUCCAAAUUGGCACAAGCAUUAGAUGAACUUCGAAAACAACAUGAUGAGCAAGUUAAGAUGUACAAGGAAGAACUAGAACAAACCUAUCAGGCUAAGCUUGACAACAUCAAACGUUCUUCUGACCACAAUGAUAAAGCUGCCAACACUGCCCGAGAAGAGCUGACUGAGGCACGCAUGAGAAUUGAAACGCUUAGUUACCAGCUGUCAGGCCUGCAGAAACAGGCAAAUGCUGCAGAGGAACGUAUACGUGCGUUAGAAGAGUUGCUAAGCAGUGAUCGUGACAAGUAUCGUAAGCUUUUGGACUCCAAAGAAAGAGAGAUGGCUGAAAUGAGGGACCAGAUGCAGCAGCAACUUACUGAGUAUCAAGAGUUGCUUGAUGUCAAACUUGCACUUGAUAUGGAGAUAAAUGCUUACCGCAAGCUGCUUGAAGGAGAAGAGGAAAGGUUAAAGCUUUCCCCAAGCCCGCAAUCAAGAGUCAUUGUCUCCAGGGCUACUUCCAGUAGUGCUUCUGCCACCCGUACCUCUAGAAGCAAAAGAAAGCGCAUUGAAGAGGAAUAUGAGGAAGGUGGGGCAAGUACAGGCUUGCGCACUGGCACUUCCCUCGGUUCAAGUCACAUCACUGCUAGUGAAGGCUCUAGCCGCACUGUUACUAGUGGGCAGAUUAGUGGUACUCAGUUUCACUUGUCCCAGCAGGCUUCGGCCACAGGAAGCAUCAGUAUUGAGGAGAUCGAUUUGGAAGGAAAAUAUGUCCACCUUAAAAAUAACUCAGAUAAGGACCAGUCCCUUGGUAACUGGAGGCUGAAAAGAAAAAUUGGAGAGGAAGAGGAAAUUGUUUACAAAUUCACCCCUAAAUAUGUACUAAAAGCAGGCCAGUCUGUAAAAAUCUACAGUGCUGAUGCUGGUGUGGCUCACAGCCCCCCUUCCAUUUUAGUGUGGAAGAACCAGAGUUCCUGGGGCACAGGCUGCAACAUUAGAACAUACCUGGUUAACACCGAAGAGGAGGAAGUAGCUGUGAGAACAGUUACAAAGUCUGUCUUAAGAAAUGUAGAGGAGGAAAAGGAUGAAGAAGCAGACUUUGGUGAGGAAGAUCUCUUUCACCAGCAGGGUGAUCCAAGAACAACAUCCAGAGGCUGCUCUGUCAUGUAAACAACAUUCAAAAAGUUCUUCCUUUUGUUUACUUUCAGAGCCACUGAAAUCUAUUUUUAUAUGCAGGUUCAGGUUAUAUCUUCUGUAUUUUAUGCCUUUCAUUUGUUCAGCAUAUGAAGAGUUGCCUAGUUGCCUAAUGCCAGAAAUAACUGCAAAGCUUUUGUUAUUUUAAUUUUUACUUAUAGUGGUUUCAAAAAGUUCUGCCGUGUUUUUAAGUAUUUCAGUUGUAAUAUGGCACAAUGUUUACCUAUUCAUAGAAAGGUUUUAAUGAUUACCAAAAAUGUACUGCAUGAAUCAUGUUGAGCUUAACAUAUGAGGUGGCUGUUUGUAACACUAACAUUUUGAUUUGGCUUUUAUACAGAGUUGGAUAAAGAUUGACUGUUUAGUAGUCAAUACUAAAGACAAUGUAAAGAUUUAACACAUAGGAAAAUAACCAUGUUAAUGGCAGAAUGUCAUUACUGCAGUAGUACUGAAGUUUUUCACACAUCAAAUU